Trichoderma breve is the source of this 1938-nucleotide messenger RNA. RefSeq lists its product as uncharacterized. Lineage: Eukaryota; Fungi; Ascomycota; Sordariomycetes; Hypocreales; Hypocreaceae. The coding region runs from base 1 to 1938 and encodes 645 amino acids. The record is from RefSeq and is a predicted model, not a curated record. The transcript has a single exon.
AUGCGACCUGGUUCGCCCACCGUGGCGGAUUCCACGGAAGGCUAUCAACAACCGUCACAUUCACUUCCAACGGGAAAGGAUGUGCCGCAUAUCGCCUAUGACGAGAUCCCCAGCCAUGGAACAAGACAGACGCGCAGCCAUGCGUCCCACAGUGGACUUUACAAUAUGAUAAAGUUUCCAAUGCUAUUGUCCACUCUUGUCAUACCUGUGAUUGCGCUGGUUUUGUGGCUUGCGCUCACAGCACCUAAGUCGAAGCUAUUUGGGUCAUUUGCCGGUUUGGUGAUUGGCGGACGCUUCUCUCAAGGCGCGGCGAAAGCCAUCGACAUUCUUUGCAGCGCAAUCAUCGCGCCGAUUAUAAUGGCAUCUUUGAACCUCAUUUGGUUUAGCUAUGCGCGUGUGGCCAUCCGGGCAUCGCGAAACGUCCCGGAAGAGCAGCGACGAAGAAUACCGUUGGCAACCCUGGUGACCGUCAGUGGCAUGUCUACUGGUAGUUAUAACUUGGUUGACUUUCUCUCACUACUACGGGGACGGACAUGGCGACUAUUUCUUCUGACAUUACUUACGCUAUCCUCUGCAAUUGCAUGGACGACUUUGUCCAACGUUAUUGCCUACGAAGCCUACACUCAAAGAAUGCCGUCCGACAAACAAUAUACACUUAGAACACUCAGCGACUUGGAAAUUAGCACUGCAACGCACGUUGCUUCUGAGGUAGAGCAACAUGUGAAUGUUCAAUUCCCAUCAACCAGUUUCGGUUUCGACAUACCACAACAAGCCAACGUAUCCGGGCAGCUCACAAACCUUUUGAACCAGAUGCUGUUAUUAAACUCAUCAAGUCUUGAUUCCGAUGGGGGUUACGUUGGAGUGAAUGUGACGGAUGCUUCCUUGAAUAAAUUGUCAUCUUCAGUGGUAGCAUUGUACGAUAUACCUGCGUUUCGGUUGAGUGCGACAUGUCAACCUGCGAAGCUGCUUCCUGGAGCCGUUGGCCCUGUGCAGAUGGGUGCGUCAACAGUCGAAUUGACGGGAGUGCUCGCUUCCCCGAAUACAACUGCUCAGCUGCACAGCUACUGGUAUCCCGGUGUUAUUGAAGACAUCAAGGAUCAGUAUUCGACACAGUUUCCAACCGUUUUCUUUUCGUUAAACUACCAGCACGCAGUUCUGGGUUAUUUGCAAUCACAUUCCGAAAACACCAGUGUAUCGACUUCGUUUGGCGAGAUUCAGCCUGUAACACUGAACAUCACCCAAAUCAACGAAGUUUUUACUGCCUACUCUCUGUAUUGCUCUCUUUUUCGCCAAGAAGGAGUCGCCAACUAUACGCGUUCCACAGGUCAGCCUUGGGAAUUAUCUGGGUCAAGAUUUGAGCCAUCCAAGAGCGCCGCGCGUUCUUUUAUCGCGGACUGGCAGGUUGCGCUCAAUUACCAUGCCAUUAUAGAGAGAGGCACAAUUCCAGGUAUUGCGCCAGCCAUCAGAGGAGGCCUGGCUUGCGGACUACCAGGCAUUACCGGGCAAAUGGUGGCCUGCACGACCAACUUUUCGACAUUUGUCUCCAACUUUGUACUCGCGUCGGGUCGUGCCCAGACGAUGCUAUACAACGUUGCUGCAACGAACACUUCCCGCGAUAGGCCCGAAUAUUUCUUCAACGUAACGGGCGAAGCAAUGCAGCAGUUUUACCACCUCACCUACGUUCCAACGCUGCUCUUUGUCAGCCUCAUAAGUCUCAUCGUAGCGGCAUCUGCAGCAACGGGUAUGACUAUAUAUGCAAAGUAUAUUCAUAGGGAUAAAGGGACGAUACCACACGAAAUUACUCCUCUACGGUUGGUAGUAGACAGCUGGGCGGGGACGCUACAGGAUCCAGCUAGCAUGACUAGGUUGGCGAGCUUGUCAAAUGACGAGCUACAAGAAGCUGCGAAGGAAACGUAUACUAAUUAUUUGUUGGACUAA